This is a messenger RNA of Microdochium trichocladiopsis, 402 nucleotides long. RefSeq lists its product as uncharacterized. The transcript has 3 exons. The coding region runs from base 1 to 402 and encodes 133 amino acids. Lineage: Eukaryota; Fungi; Ascomycota; Sordariomycetes; Xylariales; Microdochiaceae. The record is from RefSeq and is a predicted model, not a curated record.
AUGCUUGUCCAACUCACCACCGUCGUCGCCUUCGCUGCGGCCCUGGCCAGCGCGAACCCCAUCGCCGCGGGCGACGCCAACAUCCAGAAGCGCUAUUUGCGCGACUACUGCUAUGGCUGGUCGAUAGGGUCCGGCACUAUCCUGUAUGCGAAAUGCCGCGCCGACGACGGCCUUAUUCGCGACGAGAGCAUCGACCUCAACCGGUGCCUCGCCAACGACAAUGGCGCCCUGGUUCACAGCCGCGACGGAAACUUCCAGGCUUCUUGUAGCCUCCCAUACCUCAGGGAUGGGCCCAUUAUCGGCGUCAACUACUGCUAUGCCCGUGAUGGAAGGUCUUACCCGAGCGUCAUCUCCGCCGACCGCUUUGCGACCGUCAACAACGGCCGCCUUAGCUGCCAGUAA